This is a messenger RNA of Bufo bufo (common toad), 1893 nucleotides long. RefSeq names its product UDP-GlcNAc:betaGal beta-1,3-N-acetylglucosaminyltransferase 8 (gene B3GNT8). Gene Ontology annotation, cellular component: membrane. Gene Ontology annotation, molecular function: protein N-acetylglucosaminyltransferase activity. NCBI's taxonomy places the organism in Eukaryota, Metazoa, Chordata, Amphibia, Anura, Bufonidae. The coding region runs from base 3 to 1214 and encodes 403 amino acids. The transcript has a single exon. The record is from RefSeq and is a predicted model, not a curated record.
CCAUGCAGCACUCAGCCAUGGUGAGAUGCCGGAAGUUCAGCAUCUCGGUCAUCGCCCUGCUCGCCCUCGUCAUCAUCAAAAUUUUCAUAGAAUUGAAUUACCCUCCUCUCAGACUCUCUGACCCAUCAUCUAUUUCCCCAGAAUCUGACAGUAAUCCGCUGACCAUGCUGGAGCCCUUACAAGGCGAUGAGAAGUCCACCUUGGCUGCCCUUCAUUCCUUGGCACAGAACAUGAAAAAAGUGUUGCCCGCGUCUGGAGCCUAUUGGAAUAGUGAGCAGCUUCAGUUACUGGACGCAAAGAGGCCACGGGCAUGGAUGUGCAACAAAUCCACCCCGCGGGUCAAACCACCCGAGUCAUAUCCAGAACUCUUAUUGAACUUUCUGUCUCAGGAUCAAUGCCGAAACCAUAAAAUGAUCAUAAACCAGCCAGACAAGUGUCCGCUUAAUAGGACUUUUCUUCUUUUGGCCAUCAAGUCUUCUCCACAGAACUUUGCCCAGAGACAGGCAGUAAGGGAUACCUGGGGGGCAGAGAAAAACUAUGGUGGCAAGUAUGUUAGAUUGGUCUUCCUCCUGGGCAUAGUGCCAGCACUUGAUCUAUCUCCUCUUUUGGAGUACGAGAACAGCCGUUCACAUGACCUUCUUCAGUGGGACUUUGCAGACACCUUCUUCAAUUUGACGUUGAAGGACCAGCUCUUUUUGGGGUGGGCGAGGACCUAUUGUGCUAAAGCCACCUACAUACUAAAAGGGGAUGAUGAUGUCUUUGUCAGGACGCCCAACAUAGUGCAGGUUCUGUCGUUACUGAGCAGCCAUAGGCGUCACUCACUCUAUAUGGGACACGUUGUAAAGCUAGCCAAACCCUACAGAGAUCCUCAAAGCAAAUACUACAUACCUAUAUCUUUCUAUAUGGGGAUAUAUCCACCUUAUGCUGGAGGAGGAGGGUAUGUGUUUUCUGGAUCUCUCACCCCAUGGCUUUACCUGGUGUCCCAUUUUGUGCUUCCUUUUCCAAUUGAUGAUGUCUACACUGGAAUGUGCUUUAUGGUCCUGGGUGUGAAACCAGUUGGACACCCUGGAUUUAGGACAUUCAGUAUGCCAAAGAAGGUGAAAUCAUCAAGCUGCACUGAGAAGAACCUCCUUUUAAUGCAUCAAAAAAGUCCUCAAGAGAUACUGAAGAUGUGGGGGGAGGAUGAUGAGGAGACACCGACACAGCAGUGCUGAGACCGGUGCCUUAUUAUAUACUGAACUUCACUUUGCCAGUGCCUCGACCUAAAUGCCCUUUCUUGCAAAAAUGUUAUGGAGUAUUAGAGGAGAUGCAAUGGCCACAAGCUUAGCUCGUUUUACAAGUGAUUUGGGUGCAUGGUUCACUGCAGGCUUCUCGGUCUCCACUGCCAGUAUGUCUUCUGUAGGUUACCUAUAAAAAGGGUUUUAUCUAUUCUAAAUGUUCACUGAAAUUUAUGUUGAAAUAUACACCAUCCUACAGUAUCAUCCUUAUUAAUUAUCUGAGAAUUUGCCUUUAAAGGAGCUGUCCUGGUAUUUAAUAUUGAUGACCUGUCUUCAGGAUAGAUCAUCAAUAUCUGAUCGGUGGGGUCCGUCUUCCAGGACCUUCCCCAAGAUCAGCUAUUUGAGGAGGCCUCUUCCUACGACAGUGACAUCACAUUCAUCGGUCACAUGGCCUAGGCCCAGCUCAGUUCCAUACAAGUGAAUGGGGCUGAGCUGCAAUUCCAGCACAGAUUCUAUACAGUGUACAGUCCUUUGCUUGGUAAGCAGUGGAGAAGACCGCAGGGCCCACCGGAGCACCAUGGUCUCUUGAAACAGCUGAUUGGCGGGUGUAGGACACCCCCAUCGAUCGGGUAUUGAUGUCCUAUCCUGGAGGAUAGUUCUCUAAUAUUAAACACCC